CUCAAGCAUCUUCACAACGUCUAGUACCUAUUUACCCGGCGCCAAAGUAGCGCGCAGCUUGAAAGACUAGACCCGAGGGCUUCUUGGGUACUGCAAAGAGGAAGAUGCAUAUCAAAUCUAUUAUUAUAGAAGGCUUCAAGUCUUAUGCUCAGAGAACUGAAAUAAAUGGCUUUGAUCCACUCUUCAAUGCUAUUACCGGACUUAAUGGCAGUGGCAAAUCUAACAUCCUUGAUUCCAUUUGUUUCCUUCUGGGCAUCUCAAACCUUACACAGGUUAGAGCCUCCAAUCUGCAGGAUCUUGUGUACAAAAAUGGUCAAGCCGGGAUAACUAAAGCCACGGUUUCAAUCACCUUUGAUAACCAUGAUAAAACACAGAGCCCUCUGGGAUUUGAGGCACACAAUGAGAUUACUGUGACAAGACAGGUCGUAAUCGGUGGCAGAAAUAAAUAUUUAAUCAAUGGUGUUAAUGCCAACAACACUCGAGUACAAGAUCUAUUUUGCUCCGUGGGUCUUAAUGUCAACAAUCCUCACUUUCUCAUCAUGCAGGGAAGGAUUACCAAAGUUUUGAAUAUGAAGCCUCCAGAGAUUCUUGCAAUGAUUGAGGAAGCAGCGGGCACCAGGAUGUAUGAAUGCAAGAAAAUAGCUGCCCAGAAAACUAUUGAGAAGAAAGAAGCCAAGCUAAAGGAAAUUCAGACUAUCCUGGAGGAAGAGAUCACUCCAACCAUACAUAAGCUUAAAGAGGAAAGGUCCUCCUAUUUGGAGUACCAGAAAAUCACAAGAGAAAUUGAACAUCUAAGCCGUCUUUAUGUAGCUUAUCAGUUUGUUUGCGCAGAGGAGACCAAGGUCCGCUCUGCAGAGGAACUGAAGGAUAUGCAAGAGUCUAUACUGAAGUUUCAGGAGACUAUAGCAGAGAAUGAGCGAAGAAUAAGAGAACUGAGCAAAGAGAUAGGAGAGCUGGAGAAAAAGCGAGACCAGGAAAUUGGAGGGGCAUUGAGAUCUAUGGAAGAAAGCCUCGCAGAGGCUCAGAGAACUGAUACCAAAGCUCAGAGUGCCUUGGAUCUUGUAAAACAAAACCUGAAAGGAGAAGAGAAGAAGCGCAAGGAUUUGGUAAAGAGCAUGGAAGACGAUGCCAAGGCUGUGAUCAACAAGGAGAAGGAAGUUAAGAAGAUAACAGACAAUUUUAGCUCCUUGCAGGAGACCAGCCAGAAGGAUGGAGAGGCUUUCACUGCUGCUCAGCAACAUUUCAACGCUGUCUCUGCUGGGCUGUCCAGCAAUGAGGAUGGUGAAGAGGCUACACUUGCUGGACAGAUGAUGGCUUGUAAGAAUGACACUAGCAAAGCAGAAACAGAGGCUAAGCAGGCUCAGAUGAAAUUAAAGCAUGCACAGCAGGAAUUAAAGACCAAACAGGCUGAGGUAAAAAAGAUGGACAGUGGCUACAAGAAGGACAAUGAGGCUUUUGAAGCAGUAAAGAAAAAUAAAGAAAAACUUGAAGAAGAAAUUAAGAAACUGAACUAUGAAGAUGGCAAAGAAGAACAGCUUUUGGAAAAGCGAAGAGAUUUGUCUAGAAAUGUAGGACGCUUAAGGGAAGCUUAUGAAUCAUUAAUGUCACGUUACUCCAGCCUUCGCUUUGAUUACAGGGAUCCAGAAAAGAACUGGGAUAAGAAUCGUGUGAAGGGACUUAUUGCUUCAUUGAUAACUGUCAAAGAUCCUUCCUCUGCAACAGCUUUAGAAGUGGUGGCUGGAGGGCGGUUGUACAAUGUUGUUGUGGAUACAGAAGUCACAGGUAAAAAAUUGCUGGAAAAAGGAGAGUUAAAACGCCGACUCACUAUCAUUCCACUUAAUAAAAUUUCAGCUCGCCGCUUAGGAAAUGAUACAGUUAAUGUUGCCAAAAACUUGGUGGGAGCUGACAAUGUGCAUCUGGCUCUUUCUUUGGUGGGUUAUGAGUCAGAGCUGCAAAAAGCUAUGGAGUAUAUCUUCGGAACUACAUUAGUGUGCGAUACCAUGGACAAUGCAAAAAAAGUGACAUUUGACAAAAGAAUAAUGACUAAAUCUGUUACACUUGGCGGAGAUACCUUUGAUCCACAAGGAACAUUAAGUGGAGGUGCUCGUUCCCAAGCUCCUUCAGUGUUAUCAAAGAUUCAAGAGAUUAAAGCGAUUCAGGAUGAAUUAAGAACAAAAGAGACAGAGCUGCAAACCAUUGAGAGAGAAUUGGCUGCACUGAAAAAUACAGCUGAAAGAUAUCGCCAACUAAAGCAGCAAUGGGAAACAAAGUCUGAAGAAGCUGAUCUUCUCCUUACAAAACUCCAGCAGAGUUCCUAUCACAAGCAGCAGGAGGAAAUGGAGACAUUGAAGCAAACAAUUGAUGAGUGUGAAGAAACUCUAAAGACUACAAAGGAGAUACAGAAAAAGGCAGAAGAGAAAUACAAGGUUCUCGAGCACAAAAUGAAAAACGCAGAAGCUGAACGUGAGAAAGAACUAAAAGAGGCUCAGCAGAAGCUAGAUGCAGCCAAAAAGAAGGCUGAUGCCUCCAGUAAGAAGAUGAAGGAGAAACAGCAGGAGGUGGAUGCUCUUAUGUUAGAACUGGAGGAAAUGAAGAAAGAACAGACAACCUAUCAACAGCAGAUUGAAGCAGUGGAUGAAGCCAUUAAAAACUACCAAGGGCAAAUAGACAGCAUGGCAGCUGGUGUAGCAAAGAACAAGGAAAUUGUCAAGAAAGCUCAGGAGGAGCUGGCCAGGCAAAAAGAGAUCAUCAUGGGCCAUGACAGAGAAAUUAAGAGCAAGGCUUCAGAAGCUGGCAAGAUGAAGGAAAGCAAUAACGACAUCCAGCUCAAAAUAAAAGAGCUAGAACACAAUAUCAGUAAACACAAAAAGGAUAGUGCUGAUGCUACUGCAAGGGUUGCCAAAAUGCUAAAUGAUUAUGAGUGGAUUGCCUCCGAAAAGCAUCUUUUUGGCCAAGAAAACACAGCUUAUGAUUUCAAAACAAACAACCCUAAGGCAGCAGGGCAGAGGUUACAAAAACUACAAGAAAUGCAGGAAAAGCUAGGACGGAAUGUUAACAUGAGAGCAAUGAACAUGUUGACACAAGCAGAAGAAAGGUACAAUGACCUAAUGAAAAAGAAGAGAAUUGUGGAGAAUGACAAGUCAAAAAUUUUGGAUACUAUUGAAGAGCUUGACCAGAAGAAAAAUGAGGCUUUGAAAAUUGCCUGGCAAAAGGUGAACAAAGACUUUGGUUCCAUCUUCUCAACUCUGUUACCUGGGGCAAAUGCCAAGCUGGCGCCUCCUGAAGGCAAGAAUGCAUUGGAUGGGCUGGAGUUCAAGGUCGCAUUGGGCAGCACGUGGAAAGAAAAUCUGACCGAAUUAAGUGGUGGACAGCGGUCACUUGUGGCUUUGUCUCUUAUAUUGGCCAUGUUACUUUUUAAACCUGCGCCAAUAUAUAUUCUGGAUGAAGUUGAUGCUGCCUUGGACCUCUCUCAUACGCAGAAUAUUGGUCAGAUGCUUCGGACACACUUCCGACACUCACAGUUCAUUGUUGUCUCUCUGAAAGAUGGAAUGUUUAACAAUGCCAACGUCCUGUUCAAGACCAAGUUUGUGGAUGGAGUAUCCACAGUAGCCAGAUUUGCUCAGAAUCAAAAUGGCGGUAAUGCGGCUUCCCAACAAAAAAUGGACAAGAGCAGAUCAAAGGACAAAAGAAACCGCAUGCAAGUUGAUGAAUGAGAUUUUAAAAGUUGUAUACAAGAGCCUUUACUAUUAACUUAAUUUCUUAUGUCUGUCUUCCUGCCUUCUAAUGUGCAUAGAUUCCUUUGUACAUAUUUUCUUGUCUCGUAUCAAUUAAGAUGCAUUAUUAAUUUCCAUAUUCAGAAGCUCAAUACAUCUGCAUGAUUCCUGUAUUAAACAUCUUGUCAAAUUUUAUGUUUUCUUCUAUUUUGUUUUUUAUUUUUUGACUAUUCAGGAACAUUUUUCAGAUGAGCUAUAUGUAUAUCCAACCUUUUUUUUUUAAUAUAAAUAAAGCAUUUCCAAACCCCUUUC
Molecule: messenger RNA, 4025 nt
Organism: Rana temporaria (common frog)
Lineage: Eukaryota; Metazoa; Chordata; Amphibia; Anura; Ranidae
Gene: SMC2
Product: structural maintenance of chromosomes 2
Exons: 25
Coding region: 105-3713 (1202 amino acids)
Biological process (GO): chromosome organization
Cellular component (GO): chromosome
Molecular function (GO): ATP binding; protein binding; ATP hydrolysis activity
Source: RefSeq, a predicted model, not a curated record